AGCAGGCAGAUUGACCAGUGGUGCUGCUUGACUCUCACUUCACCUGUUUGCUGCCACUAAAACUGUCUGUCUGUUGGUCAACAUGCUGGUCCAGGCACUCCUGCAGACCUCUCUGGUCCUGUGGCUGGUACAGAGCACCAUACAGGGAGGAGUUAGGCCACAGACUGGAGCUCUUGGAAGAUUGGCAAGUCGAGGGCCUGGUAUUGGUGCAAAAACUGGAGUGGCUGGAAUUCUCGGAGCUCGUGGUUAUGGUGCAGGCAAGCCAGGGAAGACGAGUGCGGGCCGUUACCUUGGAGGAGCAGCAUACAGACCCACUGCCAUGAGAGGAGGCCUGAAACAAGGAUAUGGGACACUGGGUUACGGAGGGGCUGCAAACCUGGGUGCUGGUCUUGGUGCUGGCCUUGGUGCUGGUCUUGGGACUGGCCUUGGGACUGGUCUUGGGCCAGCUGGACUGGGACUUGGAGCAGCCUAUGGUUUAGGCAACGGGCUGGGAGCAGCUUUGGGUUAUCCCGGUGGAAAGCUUGGAGCUAGAGGUUACACUGGUAAUGGCUAUGGAGCUCAGCUAGGUUAUGGUGCUGGUGGAUACCCUGGCGUUGGACGCGGAUAUGGUGUACCAGCUGGCACAUUCACAGGGCAAGGCUCAAAACCAGCAAAACUGGGUGUUGGGCCUAGAGGUGGCCAGCCCAUGUCACAGGGACAGACGGGUGAUGGUUACGGUCCUGGAUCAUUCCCUAAUGGGCAGAGUCCUAUAGGCAAUGGUUUCCCAUCGGGACCAGGAUUGACCAAUGGAAUGAAGGCUCAAACUAAGGGAGCUGUCUUGCCCAGAAGACAGGGCACCAAACCAUCCAAUACGGGGUAUGGGCUUGGAGCUGCUGGAUAUCUUGGAACUGGGCUUGCUGAUGGUUAUGGAGCAGGUCUGGGGGCAGGCUUAUAUCCACAAGGAGUUCGAGCAGGAAAGCAGAUUGCAGGCUACAGUAAUGGAUACGGCAGUGAGGUUUACGGCACAGCAGAUGCUUAUGGAGCAGGACCUGCCUUCCCCUCAGUAUUGGCUGAUAAUGUUGGCCUGAACGGUAUAGCGGGCCUUGGAGCUGGUGGUCUUGGGGGUGCAGGGCUGGUAAUGAACCCUGGUCUGGGUGUUGAUGCCAAGUCUAGAAAGUAUGGGGUUGGUGGAGUCCUCGGAGCUACCGGAUCCUUGCCUUAUGGAGGUCAGCCUGUGGUUUCAGCUGGACUCGGCCCUCAGGGCAAGACCGGUGGUUAUGGCGGAGCUACAUAUGGAGGAUUACCAACCCUUGGGCCAGACGCUGGUUUGGGUGGUACAGGUGGCGUAAUGGAGCCUUUAGCAGGUGGAGCUAUAGGCCAGAUUCCUUACAACUCACCAGUCAUUGCAGCUGGACUUGAUGGUGAGGCUGGUUAUCCUUUUGGUGCUGAGCAGCUCAGUCUGGGCGCUGAUGUUUCUAAGACAGCUGCCAAAUAUGGCACAGGAAGCUACGCAGCUGCACUAAGCACUGGAGCUCAAGCUCUCUCUGGUACACAGAAAGAUGGAAGCAAGCUUAGUGGCCUUUAUGGCAACGGGUACAAAGGUUGAUUUCUGAAGCCGUGCUGUAAACAUCGUCAAACUUAUGGACCCUUUUUUCCCUAGUGUUUCUCACUGUUAUGCAGUUUUGUGGCAUGUUUUGUGUUUGCUUUAUGUUUUGUGUCUCUUUAGGUGGAUUUUGUAUGUACAUGUUGUUUUGAUGUUCCCCCAGUCUGUCGUUUGUCUUGUCCAGUGGAGUGUUUCGUGUCCUUGUGUGUCUCUGUAUCUAACUAAAACAUGCUAAGCACUUCAAUGGCUGUUAUGUUAAUUCUUAUGAAAAACUAAACAUUCCACCUUCUGA
Messenger RNA from Danio aesculapii, 1874 nucleotides. RefSeq lists its product as uncharacterized. The record is from RefSeq and is a predicted model, not a curated record. The coding region runs from base 83 to 1585 and encodes 500 amino acids. The transcript has 26 exons. Lineage: Eukaryota; Metazoa; Chordata; Actinopteri; Cypriniformes; Danionidae.